AUGGUGCUAAAGAUGAGUAAAUCGCCAGCCGAUCGCAAAACGAUGCAACAAGAAAUUAAAACCAUGUAUAACCUAGAACAUCCCAAUAUACUUCGACUCAUGGGAUUGUGUGUCCAUGAUGGAAAAUUUCAUGUUUUAAUGGAGUUUAUUAAUGGAGGAACGCUUGAGCGACUGCUAUUUGAUAGCAGUAUGGAUUUAUGGUGGUCAGUUAGACUAUUAUUAGGACACAAUAUCGCUAGUGGUAUGGCAUACCUCCAUUCAAAAGGCAUUAUUCAUCGUGAUUUAACGUCAAAGAAUUGCUUGAUUAAACGUGAAAAAGGACGUUUAACUGCUGUUGUUGCUGACUUUGGAUUGGCCGCUAAAAUCCCAAAUAGUAUUCAUGAGUGUGAUAAAACAAUGUCAAUAGUUGGAUCACCUUAUUGGAUGGCUCCGGAAGUUCUUGGUGGUCGGAAAUAUGACGAAAAGGCUGACAUCUUCUCAUACGGUAUAGUUCUUUGCGAAAUUUUAGCAAGAAUCAGUGCGGAUCCGGAUGAAUUACCUCGUACACAUAAUUUUGGUCUUGAUGCUGAAUCAUUUCAGCCAUUAAUUGAUACUGGCUAUCCAGAUGAAUUUUUUCAGUUGGCGAUUCAUUGUUGUCAAGUAAUAAUAUUGGCUGUUAUUAAUGUGAUUGUUUGA
This is a messenger RNA of Trichoplax adhaerens, 675 nucleotides long. RefSeq lists its product as uncharacterized. The transcript has 7 exons. Gene Ontology annotation, molecular function: ATP binding; protein serine/threonine kinase activity. NCBI's taxonomy places the organism in Eukaryota, Metazoa, Placozoa, Uniplacotomia, Trichoplacea, Trichoplacidae. Gene Ontology annotation, biological process: protein phosphorylation; actin cytoskeleton organization. Bases 1 to 675 code for a protein of 224 amino acids. Gene Ontology annotation, cellular component: cytoplasm; nucleus. The record is from RefSeq and is a predicted model, not a curated record.